Molecule: messenger RNA, 1967 nt
Organism: Moneuplotes crassus
Lineage: Eukaryota; Ciliophora; Spirotrichea; Euplotida; Euplotidae
Source: the annotation of a GenBank genome assembly
CCUUGCUUUUGCGUAGCAAAAUAUUGCUAAAGACCCUCUUUCAGAGAUAUAUAGCGAAUAGAUUGGAGAAAACACUCAAAUACAAAUUUUAAAUGCCAAGAUUGAAUUAUAAACUCUUUGUCUGCAGUUGUCAGGGGUUAGUGUAGAGAGCAGACGGAAGAGGAAGGAUAUUUGAGAUAUUGGGCAGAAAAUUUAGAGCGUGUUUGAAAUUUUAGAUGCAGAUUGUAAUACAUUUUAUUUGGUGGAAAAUUUUAGUCAUAUUUCUGAGCACAAUUUGGCGCUAAAGAAAAAUGCAUCAAAUUUUUGGGAAUAGAAUCAUACUUAUCUUUUGCAUGAAUAUAUUUUCCAAAUGCUUUCUGCAUUGGUUUAAAUAAAUUCCAAACUCUCAAAUCUCCUCUAAAAGUCAUUACUUGUCAAUUCUAAAUAACUAUAAAAUAAUCGUCUCCUAAAUUCUCUAACUCUACUUAUAGAAGAAAGGACUAUUAAGCACUGUAAAUGCUUCAAAAACAAGGUAAAAUUUGAGCCAAAUUCUGUAAUAUCUUCGAUAUUGCUUUACUUAAGGGAUUUUUAGGUGUUGAUUCGGUAUGUUUCUCUGCACUCUACCUUUAUUGUUUGUCUUAGUCUGUGUCUGGUUAUCAAGGCAUGCCUGUCUCUAGGCUGUGGAGUUAUGUCAGCCCUAUUUGUUCUGCAACAAGCCAUCUCUGUGUUAAUAAAUCUUAGGCUCUUAGUAUCAAUAUUCAAAACGAGAAAUAGAGGAAAGGACCAGAAAGAACAAAAUAAUAUAUGCUCACCUGGAUUUUAGAGAGCCUAAUAUACCCACUUCGCGAAAUAUUGAGCAGAAAUCAUACAUGAGGAGGACCUUUUCAAGCAGAAUGAAGAGCAGGGAUAAGCCAAGGAUUCAUACUGAUGUUUCCAAGAGUCCUUUUAAUCCUAAAAACCCAAUGAAGAAGAAUACUGAUUUUGAGGAAAUUAUGAAGAACUUUGAUUUCCAUUGCAGCAAAGUUGGAAUGAUGACACCAGGAACAACCAAGAACAAAAGAAAUAAGAUGCCAAAUUUAUCCACCACCGUAUCUGCAGCCAAUCUCAAGAGCGAAGCCAAUUUCUUUGGUACAAGAAAGACACCAAGAGUUACAACAAUUCAGAAACAAGGGGAAAACUGAGGGACUAGAUCUACUAAAGGAUUGAGCUUGGCUUCACCAAAGUUCGACAACUAUAUGAAUAAUGGCGAUAAGGGUAGUAAGACAAUAAAGGCAAUCAGUAGCAAGAAGGACCUCUCCUGUACGGAUAAUCUCUCCACUAAAGGAAGUUCUCGGCCUAGGAAAUAAGGUCAAUUUAUCCCCAUUCAACUUGAGUAGCUCAAACAAGGCAAAGAAAUUUGAUAAUAAAUCUGAGUCUUUGAAGAGGCAUAAUUUUAAAGCUAGGAAGAUUCCCAAGAGCCAUAAAGUUCCCUUCAUGGUGUUUCAUUCUACUAAAGAUUUGACUUGAUUCAGGAAGCCGGGUGAUCGAAAAGAUAGUGAGAACAGAAGAACCAAGGUAGUUGUCAAGACUCCGUACGACGAGCUUUGAAAUGUGAAUAAUGAUAAUGAAAAGAGUCCUCUCAAAACCUUAUCUAUCAAUGAGGUUACACUGAAAUGUAACAAGACUAAUGACUUUAUCCCAAAAAUCAAGAAAAUAAAGGACCUAGGAUUGACAGACUUGAAAGUAGGCCAUGAAAUUGAGACCAAGAACAAAGGGCAAGACAAAAUGGACACUAUUGAUGAAAGAGAGAAUAGCUAUGAUAGUGAAGAUUCUUGAGCCAAGUUCGUCAACGAGAUCAAUACUCAGAUAGCAGAAAUUUAUGAUAUUGUAGAUAUUGAGGCAGAGGAUCAACAGAACCAACUUGAGUCAAUCAUACGCAAUGAUACAUCACAGAGUAAGAUGGAUAUUACGAAUUAAAUCAUUAUUGAAUCAAUAUGGGAUAAAAUAAA